Molecule: messenger RNA, 3673 nt
Organism: Paramuricea clavata
Lineage: Eukaryota; Metazoa; Cnidaria; Anthozoa; Malacalcyonacea; Plexauridae
Source: the annotation of a GenBank genome assembly
GUUACAAACUCUGUGCCAAAACCGUGAGUGUAUCCGAUGCGUCGGUGGCUCGGUGCCCACGCUACCGGGGGGAGGGGACUCGAAUAACUCAAGUACUGGAAUUGCACGUUCUUGGUUUUCUUGGCCUUGGUAUACGUACUGUAAAAACUUCGCAGAGUUUCAGAGUUCAUGGAAACGACCCCUGAUACUGUCAUGCGACUGCUAGCAACGAACAUAACAAUCUGGUAACAAAUACUUUAAAACUGGCGCGUGGAUAUAAGCUGCAGCAUUACAGCCACUGUAAUUUUAUGAUUUUCACAGUAUAUCAUAUUAAUCAAGAGAUGGUAGUCUGUUGAAUUUAAAGCCAGAAAACCUGCCGAAAAUGGUUUUGAUGUAAAACAGAAAAGAACUGAAAUGGUGUAUUACUGAGGCCUUAAAUACUGCGAAAUGAAUAUAAAUCGCCAAUUUUAUAUUGAUACACAGCGGGAUUUUUUAAAUUAGGUCAUUUAGUUUUUAAAUAUUUCAAUGAGUGCUGAAAGAGAUAAGGAGACAAGAAUACGUCAUUCAUGCCAAAGCGCAAACAUAAUUCAUUGUUCAGAAGCGCAAACAUAAUUGACUUUCCUAUGUUUUUUACUAUAAAAAUCCCGAAUUAUGGUAUCCAGUCGUGAGUUGUCCGAAAUGUGGGAACAACGUCUCCGCGAUAAAUGAGUUUUCCCACCGUGGAAGAAGAAUAACUCGCAAAAGCAGCGGAAAACUGGUCUUAAAAAAUUGUUUUUGCGGUAUUUCUACGAGUGUGGAAUAACUUCUGCGAAUUGCAAUAACUGUGUAUCAUCUGUACCCUGUACUCUGUGAGUCAAUAUAAUUAUAUUCCCAAUAUCCGGUUUGAAACGUGGACAUCAAUGUUCCAUAUCCCCUCCCCCCGCUGCCAGCAUCCCAUUACCACUUCAAAAUACAAAAUACGAUCUUCCUGCCACCUGUUUCAUAUUUAAAUAAUCUCGAUAAGACAAGAGCUCGCACUUGGUGUCUAAUCAGUCUUCGUGAAAACAUCUAAACAAAUGACCAAAGAAACUAUAAGUGAGACGAAGCAAUUAAACAAUGCUGAAAUCAUUAAAUCAAUUUACAAAGUUUUUAUUUAUAUUCAUUGUGGUUGCACGUAUCAGCGGUGGUCAACUGAAGAAAUCUAAUCCUAAGGAAAGACGUGCAAGUGUACAAACCAAUAUGACAACAGCACAGCCGAAUGUACAACUUGCUUCAAGCACAACAAGAAUUAGUACGUCAACAAGUGCUUCAUCCAACAUGAGCAAAGAGACUACAAAGUCUACAAAAUCAUUGCCUGCCAGACAAAAUACUAGUGCACCUAUGAUUCGAACAAAGUUUUUUAUUUUAUUAGUUAUCCUUUGUCCUAUUGUUGCACUAGUUUUGUUUAAGUAUUGCAAGAGGAAAAACUCGGAUGGUAAAGUAACUCAAACAGUGGAAGUACGACCAGUUUCUGCCACCUCAAGUCAAUGCGAGGUUCAAACUGUCAGCCCUUUAUACUGCGAGGUUGAUAUCUUUCAAUUCCCGAGCAGGGAACAAACUUCUGAAACAGUCGAGACAGAUAUCGAUGAACCUGCCGACGUUGAGGGUAAUUUAGCGGAUGAAUAUUACUAUCCUGAAAAUAUUGAUGAUGAAUAUGAAACUAUGAAUCCAAUCAAUCCACGUCAGGCCAGUGGGGAAUACGCGUGCGCGUAUGAUCAUGUAAAUAUAAACGCGGGUUAUAUGAACGCUUUUCCGUGCAAGCGACCAACAAGCGGAGUUGAAGACGACGAUUAUGAAUACCCACAGAACCGCAGGAGUUCUUCAGAUAACGAAUAUCGUUAUGCGUAUGACUGGCUGGAUCCUGAUGCUAGAGUGGCCGCAUUGAGCGCCUGUGAACCUGUGCAGGCACAUACCUCUCAUGACAAAGAUGAAGUCAAUGACAAUUUUUAUGAAAAUUAUCAAACAUUGUCGCAUCAAACAUUGUCACGAGAAAGUCUCCAUGAAAACGAAAACGAAACGGUACCUCUUGAAUAUGUUGCCGUCAUGUGAAACACGUCAACGUUUUGUUUCACUCUCAUUUAAAAUGGGACGGUGAAAAAUCCAUUGUUGAAACUGACACGACUCACCGCGUAUUCCAACUGCUGACACAAGUACUUGUGAAAAGAAAAACAUUAAAUUAAAUUAUUUUACAUUGACUGUAAGACAAAUAUUUAAUUGGCUGAGGAAUAAUCUUAAAUUGUACGUGAUUAUAUGAGGGACAUUAAUUGGUCACAUACAUUAUCUGGUUAAUUAAACCGCGUCGUCACCAGCUGAAAAAUUGCUUUUGUAUAUAUAAAUCAUUUUAUCAUUGUAGUUGUUGUGCUAUCGUAGAAAGGCCAAUUCGCUCGAAACGUCGAGGUAGUUUGAUCGUCUAAUCCUUCAAGCAAUAUUUGCGAACGUCUUUGCACAAGAUAUGAAUAUUUUUGUGAACGUGCUGAAUGCGAAGGUCAGUUGACGUUUCCAGCGCAGGUCUUAUAAACCCUCUAAAGGCCUUUGCUCGAAACGUCGAAUUUCACUUUGUAUUUUUCAGGUAGUCGCAUCCCCACCAACGAAAGCUUGUUAUUAUUGGCGCUACCUACACUGGCACAGACACUACAUGAAUAUAAAGGUAUAGCUAGAGUAUAUGUUACUUCUGCCGGCUCAGGAAUUAAGUAUAUGUUUCCAAUACGUUAAGGUUUGUAGCGAAGAAGGUAGCUAUAUCAGCAUGCUUACAAAGAUGAAGAAAAAACAGUUAUGUAUUUUCGCCCUUUUUCUCAUAUAGAUGCUGUUGUAGUUACUUUUGGUUAGUUGAUCCCGGUAAAUGUAAUUAUACGUCGUGACCGAUACACAAGAGUCAAUAUUUACCGGUAUAGCUAGUAUAUACAAAACCAAUAUACGAGCCAAUAUAUACACGUUUCAUUCGGUGAUAGCAUGAUACAGAUGUUUAUUAGUAUAGCUGCACUGGUCAGACUGAGACAAUCGCAUCUCAUUAUGGUAGUCCAAUAGACUAGAGGGAGAUAAAACAUGAUGUAAUAGAAAAGGCAUCUUCAAUUUUUUGAAAAAUCCAAUGUUAAUCAGAAUUUGUUUAUUUUGCAAUCCAAUCUUUCAUUAUUGAAUGUGUCAAAGGUGAUGUACUCGCCCAAUGCCCGCCCACGUCGUGGGCUGAUCACGAUUAUAUUUUACCGAUCACGUAUCGAGAACAGCAAGGGCAAAUAUAAAGUAUUAUAUUGUUCAGUAAUAUAAUGGAGCCUUGCUAGGGGGCUUCGGUGGCGAAGUGGUUAGCGCACUUGCCUUUCACCUCUAAGGUAGCUGAUUCAAGCCUCAGUGAGGACUUCUCAAUGUGACUCGAACUCAGACCUCAUGUGAAAAGAGUAAAAAGUCAACGCUCUGCGGAAAGUCGUGGGUUUUCUCCGGGUACUCCGUGUUUCCUCCCACAGGGAAAGUUGACAUGGUGGUUUAGGCCCAUAAGGUCUGGAGGCAGAUCAUUAAUGAGGUAUGGACUAAUAGCGGCUGCUCAAGCGCCAUUUGUAAGCUCAAAGUCUACCUCGGUCUGCUUCACGUCAGUCCGGUUCUAUCUAUUCAUAAUGUAACCAGUCACUGAAAAGCCCUGAUAGGGAGUGUGCUGUGAAAUGUCUGUAAUCUGUAAUUGCUGCAAGGC